AUGCCUCCUCAAAUUAAGCAUGACCUGAAUCGCUCGGGAUGGGAGUCGACCGACUUUCCGUCUGUCUGCGAGAACUGUCUCCCGGAGAACCCAUAUGUGCAGAUGAUUAAGGAAGAUCAUGGCGCAGAGUGCAAGAUUUGUACACGCCCAUUUACUAUCUUCCGGUGGAAGGCCGAUCGAACCUCACGACAGAAGCGAUCGAUUAUCUGCCUGACAUGCGCGCGCCUGAAGAACUGCUGCCAAUGCUGCAUGCUCGAUCUUUCGUUCGGUCUGCCCAUUGUCGUCCGUGAUGCUGCCCUCAAGAUGGUCGCCCCGGGUCCGGAAAGCUCUAUCAAUCGUGAAUUUUACGCGCAGAACCACGAAAAGGAAAUUGAAGAAGGCCGCGGCGCUAUUGAAGAAUAUGAAAAGACCGACGACAAGGCUCGCGAGCUUUUGCGGCGCCUCGCCAACAGUGAACCGUACUAUCGCAAGCCGCGUCGGAUCGACGGUCCUACCGAAAAAGAGGAAGCAGAGCAGUCUACAUCCACAGAUCAACCACGAACAAACAGUCGCUAUGGAAAUGGACCCGGACCGAUUCGCACUGGUGAAAGUCGCGUUGGCAACCGCCUCCCAGGCCGUGGAGGUCGUGGUGGUGGCAGUGGUCGGGGUGGUCGUCCAUUCCCUAGCACCGCACAACUGCCGCCCUCGGCUGAAGACAUUCGUCCUCCUGCGGACCCUAAUGUUCUUUCUCUCUUUGUCACAGGUGUGGAGGAUGACCUCCCCGAACACACCUUACGCACUUUCUUCAGCAAGUUUGGUCAGCUCCGAUCUCUCAUUUGCUCUCAUCGCUCCCACUGUGCCUUUAUCAACUACGUAACUCGCGCCGAUGCCGAAGCUGCGGCAGCCCACUGCCAAGGCAAAGCUAUCAUUGAAGGUUGUCCGCUCCGUGUCCGCUGGGGUAAGCCCAAGUCUCUUGACAACUUGGAUCGCGAGGAGCGGAUGGCAAACGCUCGCGAGGGCCGCCAGACCGUGGGAUCCGUUGGCAAGGGAAAGCAAGUCGACAGACGAGCUGUCACUGCAGGAGAGGGUGCUGACCAAGAACAAACUCGGACACACGUUGUUGCACCACCACCUGGAUCCGGUGAGGUUCAGUACGCCAGCAUGAACGGCGACUGA
Penicillium nucicola is the source of this 1155-nucleotide messenger RNA. RefSeq names its product Pre-mRNA-splicing factor ECM2 (gene slt11). The record is from RefSeq and is a predicted model, not a curated record. Gene Ontology annotation, cellular component: Prp19 complex; U2-type catalytic step 1 spliceosome; U2-type catalytic step 2 spliceosome. Lineage: Eukaryota; Fungi; Ascomycota; Eurotiomycetes; Eurotiales; Aspergillaceae. Gene Ontology annotation, molecular function: pre-mRNA binding; U6 snRNA binding. The transcript has 2 exons. Bases 1 to 1155 code for a protein of 384 amino acids.